This is a messenger RNA of Momordica charantia (bitter melon), 352 nucleotides long. It is a transcript of the gene ERD15, whose product is annotated as dehydration-induced protein (ERD15). Lineage: Eukaryota; Viridiplantae; Streptophyta; Magnoliopsida; Cucurbitales; Cucurbitaceae. The record is from RefSeq and is a predicted model, not a curated record.
GUCUUCUCAGCGGACUCUGAUUUCUCACCGUUUUCUCCAAUUGGGUCAAAGAAGAACUGAAUUUGUUCCAUUCCGCCGAUUUGGUCCGUAUAUCAAUUGUGUAAUACCAUUCCAAAACAAUGGCUCUUGCAUCUGUUGAAGGAAGGUCAACGCUAAACCCGAACGCCCCUCUUUUCAUCCCGGCCGCCUACCAGGUGGAGGAUUUCUCCCCACAAUGGUGGCAGCUGGUCACGACCUCGACAUGGUACCGCGACUACUGGCUCAGCCAACACCAGGAAGAGAGCGAUUUCUACAUCGAAGACGACUUCAACAGCAACGACAUUGCCGAUUUGCUGCCAGAGGCCUUCGACCU